Phoenix dactylifera (date palm) is the source of this 951-nucleotide messenger RNA. RefSeq names its product protein SPIRAL1-like 5. NCBI's taxonomy places the organism in Eukaryota, Viridiplantae, Streptophyta, Magnoliopsida, Arecales, Arecaceae. Gene Ontology annotation, biological process: cortical microtubule organization. Gene Ontology annotation, cellular component: cortical microtubule, transverse to long axis. The record is from RefSeq and is a predicted model, not a curated record.
CUUUUGAUCUCAUGUCCCUUUCCCAGAAGUUUAACAACUUCAGGAUACUAAAUAAUACACUGAAACGGAGAAAGGACAAUGAAAAAUAAAUAUGGAAAACUUUGCAUGUCAUGAUCAUGCAUACAUUCCAGCAUGAGGUAUGCCACUCUUUCCGACGCCCCACCUGGUCCGCUAUAAGUAUCAUGCAUCCAUGCCACCUUCUCAACAAGGCUGGCAAGACUCAGAAAAGUGGUCCAUGCAAUAAGAUGAGCAGAGGUGGGAGCUUUGGGGGUGGACACAGCUCUCUGGGUUACCUCUUUGGAUCAGAUGAGCCACCAAUCUCACCUUCUGGAUGUACCAAGUCCACCAAGUCUCAGAAGCCUCCAUCUGAUGAAGGUGGCAAGAAGAAAGCAGCAACCGAAGAGACUCCACCAGAAAAGCCCAUCUCCAACAACUACCACAGAGCGCAGGGCCAGAACUCAGGGAACUUCAUCACUGGUCGGCCUUCCACUAAGGUCCAGUCAGUUCCUGGUGGAAGCUCGUCUCUUGGCUACCUGUUUGGAGAUAAAUAAUGUGUGGUCAAGUAGCUUCAUCAGUGGUGUGAAUGAAAUAAGGGCAUCUCAAGCCCAGUUGUGAGUGGAUUUUGUUAAGUUAUGAUGUAUGAGACUCUGAAAUAGGUGAACAGCUGAUCUCUUUCGAGGAGGCUUAUAUGGUUGUGCCUCUCCUUGAUGGUGAGAACUAAGAGUUCUUUAUAGCUUUUAUUUCUAUUUUGAUAAACCCAUCCAUUGCGGAUGGGGUUUGGCAGACACCUACUUGCCAAUUGGUACGGAAAGGAUGGUACUAGAGAUACCAAAGAAACUCAGGUGCAACCUGAGUCUGGUAGUUGUGAACAGCUUUAGAGUGGUAUUUGAAGUUUGGUACUGCUGCUGUGUUUAUAGUUUGAUCUAUCUAUCAAUAUACAUAUUUACAACA